GUAAAAUAUCUUAAAACCAUUUUUUUUUUUAAUAAAUAAUUUUCAAAUUUUUUUAAUUAAUUCAAUUUUUUAAGUGGAUGUUGAUAAUGCUAUUAGACGUUUCAGAUAGAGUCUGAAAAUUUAUGAUGAACCGUAAUGUCAAUCGAUUUCAUAUACGUUUUUACGAUCGCGAAAUUCCUUCUUUUAAUUCUUUUUUAAUUUUUUUUAUAACGUAUAAAAAACCUACUUUGGAAUAUCACAAUAGAAUCAUACGUACUGCGUCCUAUUGAGAUUGGUUAAAAUUCUGUUUUGGAUUAAAGUUGCGCCAUGUAUUUACAAUCUCGUGAUUCUGUUCAAACUUCGAUUUCAACAUCGAAAAAAACGUCUAAGAGUCACAAAAUUUUAGCGGAUGCGGUCAAAACUUCACCAAUGUCACAAUAUAAACUAUCUUCAGAGCUCCAAUCAAAUCAUCCACUCUCCAUGGAAAAAUCAAAAAAAGAAAAAAAAAACUCACGCGAAACUAAUGUUAAAGCAUUAAUUCAAAAGUUUCAACAGGGUGUCGAAAUAAAAGCUGCAGAGCGCCCGUCUUCACCAAAUGUGAAUAAUUAUGCGUGUCAACCAAAAUCGUCAAAUUCGUCCAGCGAACGUCAAAGCUUACGUCAAUCGUCUCAUAGAGUGGAAUACUUAAAGCUGGGUUCAACAAUGUCAGACGAUGGAUAUAAUGGUACCGCACCCAUUCAUUCCUUAGAUUCUUUUAAAGAAUGCCGUACUCGUUCCAUGAAAAAAGGGUCUAUUUCUAUGUAUGAUUGGGCAUUAAGAAAUCCGUAUAAUGCUGUUUUUCGGAUGGACCAAGAAAGUAAAGCUACUGCCAGUACAGGUGUUCGUCGUGUGAUUCCUAAAGGCAGUAUCGCUCGAAAUAGUAGUUUGCGUCCAUUGCAUAUUUUUGUUGGAACAUGGAAUACGUCGUAUGGAGAAUUCUUAAAAGAAUCAAUGCUAGCUAAUCCUGAUGCAUAUAUGAAUCACGUAUCCCGAAAAUUUACAAAAACCAAGGCAUUACAUGAUACACAACAUGUGAAUAAUCUAAUGAUUGGUAGUUUAGAUAAACACUAUCAUAUGAAAAGAGAAGAAGUUCGCAAAAAUUAUAUGUCAUAUUUAAAUAACAAUAAAAUACUGAGCACGUUCUCCUCAAGGGAACUAUUAUCUCUAGAUAGUUUAAGAAAACCAAAUCUAUGUUAUUCACACUCAAUUGAAAAUUUUGGAUUGUCCGAGUCGGACGCUGAACUUGGCUGCUCAAUAAUGGAUAAGGACAUUCAUACAAGUGGUUCACACACAUCUAGUUUGUGUGAGUCAAAAGAUAGGAGUGAAAAGAGUUUUCGAAAAAGGUUUUAUGAUAUAGAACCUUUGUCGGAUUGGUUAACACCAGGUUAUGAUAUUUACAUUAUUGCUCUACAAGAAGUCAUUUCUGAUGAAUUACUAAAUGCGAUAUUAAUUUAUUUAAAUCGAGUGAAUUCUCAAACGUUUCAUAGGGUGCAUUUUAAUGAACAAAAAAUUUCAGGAUUAGGUAAGAACUGCUUCAUGGCAAUGUUUUACGUUAUUUUAAUCAUCAUUUUUCGAUGCUUUUGCAAUUCAUUCAAACAAAAAAAUGCAGGGGAUGGUGCUUACAUGACACUAAAAAGCACGUUGAUAGCAUGUUUUCUUUCCGAAAAAUGUACAGAGGAAACGAGUUGUGUUCAAGUUGGAUCAUCAAAAGGAAUUUCUUUAAGUUCAUUAAACGGUUCUAAAGGGGCAGUUUCUAUUAUAUUAACCAUUUACGGCCAAGUGGUUUGCUUCAUAUCGUGUCACUUGCCAACUGGGAAGCCAAGUACACGCGUUAAAGCUCGUGAAUUGAUAAGACGAAAACUAGCACAAGCUUAUAGUGGACUCUCAGAUGUUGACCCAACAGAUGUAUUUCAUCAUAUAGUGUGGGCUGGAGAUUUUAAUUUCCGUGUACAAGAACUCCCUGCCGUUUGGGUUGUGAAUUGUUUGGUUAAAAAGGAUCUUGAAAGUGUCUGUUCUUUUGAUGAACUUAAAUAUUCAGAGUAUAAUGUUGAUUUUGAAAAUGAAGGGUUUGAGGAGUUGCCAAUAUCUUUUUUUCCUACCUAUAAAAAAUUUGUUGGGAGAAAGCCUGUUGACGUGAAUGAUCCCGAAUGGGUUCGAAAACAGUAUAAUGUCAAUUUUAAAGUUCGUUGGUACAAAAGAGGGAAAAUUGAGCAACGUAUACCUUCCUGGACAGAUCGUAUUCUUAAGUGGUCACAUCCUGAUCUUCAAAGUUGUUGUUUGUUAAUUCCGAAAACUUACGUUGCAUGUUGUCCAACAUCAGAUAACUUUUUACUCGAUUCAGAUCAUAGUCCAGUAGCAUGUGGAAUGAUUUUUACUGCCUUGGAUGAAUUUUAUGCCCUACCUCCUGUAAUGUUUCAAGAUUGCAGAGAGAAAGGUGUACAAAUACCAGUAACUGAUAUAUUGAAAGAUUCGCGUAACACUGUCAAAUUGCGUAAAGUUUCCACUUCGCAUAUUGUGUAAACGCUUGUUGCAUAAAUUUGUCUAUCCCCAGCAUCACCCCUUUCUUCUUGUUAAAUUAUUACAAUACAUCAACUAAUAAAAAAAAUUAAAAACUUAAUUUUUCAUUACAUUUCUAAUCUAAUUUAUCUCUUUCAUUUUAUAGAAAAACCUUUUUUUGCUGUUUUAAAAAAGUACAAAGAUUAAUUUUUUUUGUUUUAUUCUUGGCCACUGCGUUAAUUGGACCAAAUAAGAAAAAUUGGAUAGAAAAAAAACUUUUUACUACUUAAAGUGCGUAAAAAACGAAACGAAUUUUGGUAGAUGACUUGAUUUUAUACAUUUCGAUGCUUUUAUUUUUUCCUUUUGAGAUUCGAUAAAAAAUGGUGUUACGAAACGAAUGAAUUCUUAUGAACUUAUAAGCUUAAAAAGUCCAGUGUUCUUUAAAUUUUUUAAAUGUGGACAAGGUGAUUCAGUAAUUCUAGGGUUUGAAAAAAUAAGACAUUUGGCGGCUACUACACAAAAAUGUUUUUGUUUGUUUCAAUUUCAAAGAAAACGUACUUGAACGUGUGGAAAACGUGCUUAAAUUCUAUUGGAUCCACAAAAAGUGAAAAUCAAAAGUAACGUAAACGGAAGAAAAAUUGAAGAAAACGUAUUGUUGGAUAAUUUUUUUUGGCUGUAAAAUAAAUGAAAUGUUGAAAGUUCCAGAACAAGCCGCAGGUGUUUUAACACAACAUUCCAAAAAACAUUUCGAAAACCAUUCUUUACGUCAAAAAAAAUAUGUACAUCGCGACGACUCAAAUAUAUUUGGUGCAGAUAUCGACCAAAACCAAAAGAAGACAAAUGGAUUGAACGAAUCCGCAAACAUUUCAGAAAACAUUACUACAACAAACGACCAACUUUUGGAAGGUAGUUUAAGUGGAUUGAAUGACGAGAACAGUAUACAAACUUCAAAUAACAUGAACGAUUCCAAUCAAAACGGCAGUUUUUUUGAAAAUCGGUGGAAAACAGUCGAAAAAUCACCAGUGAUACUUUGUAUUGUUCGUAAGCCCGGUUACCCUAAGUUAUCUGCAAUGGAAGAUUGCAGUGGUAAAAUGCUUUAUUUUCGUCGUGAGAAAUCGGUCACAACUUCUUUUAAAAAUGAAGACAACCUUUGUAAUGAUCGAUUUUUGACUAGUAAAGAAACAGCUAAAAUGUUGGAUGUCGUCAAAACUCCACGUAAUCGUUCUCCUUUAACGGAUACACUUUAUGGACCGUUUUGUAACGCAAUGGUUGACGCCAAUGCAGGCCGUGUGGACCAUCUAGAUAGAACUUGUGUACCAAAAUAUUUCAAUUCUGACAAGACUAAUGGAUUCAGUUUAAAAAAACGCUUUACUGAAUUGAUAAAUAAGAAUCGUAUCUAUGCUACAGACGGUUUCCUUGUGGGUGACGAUGCAUCGUUGAACAAAUCGAAUUUCACUUGUCAUCGAUACGAGCCAAGAAGACAUGAGGAUGCACCUCAGAAGUAUCAUGGACGAGCUCGAAUUAUUGCUCCCUGGACGCAAUCUUCAAAUGUUCUGCAAUAAAUAUUAUAAGUAUAAAAAUUCAAGAGAAACGCUUGCUCUUGAUAAAUUUUCACGUUUAAACAAUGCGCUACAAAUCUAAUCUUUUGUUACGCGCUGGGAUUGCAAAUCUUUUAAUUAAAUGUUUUCAAAAAACAAAAAGACGUUCUUCCUUAUUCUCGAUAAACUACAGAUGGUUUUUUGUUUAGAAUAUUAUGAAACUCAGUGUUGUAUUCCAAAAUCAAUUAAAAAAAAACAACUGCUAAUAUAUGUUUCAUGGCUUAGUCGUUUCGAGUAACAUUAGUAAAAAUCUUGAAACAAAUCGUGUAAUAAAAUCACAUCAAUCUAGAAAUGUCCCUAGACACGAGUUCAAUUGUUUUGUGGACUCUAGGGGCGCAAAUCUACAAGUCUCAGCAAAGUCUCAAGGUGUAUUAUAGUAUUGCCACUUUUUUGUCAGACUGGGAAAAAAACAUGUUUCCACUAUGUAUGUGGAAAUCAAUCAAAUUGUAGUUCUCCAAAACACUGUCACUCGUUCAAAGUCCGUACUAAUUCUUUAAAAAUACUUUUUAUCCAUGUUAGUUGAAUUAGUUUCAUCGUUUCUUGGUGUCGGUAUAGCUAUUAUUGUUAUAUUUACGGCAGCCUCUUUAUUUCGGUUAUAACAAAACAAGUAUGUUCAUUAAAGACAUUGCAUCAAAAAAAACUUCAAAGGAUCAGAGUUCAAAGCAUGAAUGUUUUCACAGAUGCUGUGAUAGAGUUCGUGUUAAACCAAAAUAUUGAUGUCUUAUCGAUUUUAACAAAAUGAAUUUUUUUUUUGUAGCAUUUUAACAUUAUGCUAGUAUGUAUUUUUUUUGUGAGGGGGGAAGGGUAGUAAUCUGUCAAAAUCACAUGAAAUAGGUGUAAUAUAUACUGAACGAAAACAAUUGUUAUCAAAAAAGUUCGUUUUGGC
This is a messenger RNA of Hylaeus volcanicus, 4998 nucleotides long. RefSeq lists its product as uncharacterized. The record is from RefSeq and is a predicted model, not a curated record. The transcript is spliced from 19 exons. Gene Ontology annotation, biological process: phosphatidylinositol dephosphorylation. The coding region runs from base 307 to 2538 and encodes 743 amino acids. Gene Ontology annotation, molecular function: phosphatase activity. NCBI's taxonomy places the organism in Eukaryota, Metazoa, Arthropoda, Insecta, Hymenoptera, Colletidae.